Molecule: messenger RNA, 1790 nt
Organism: Electrophorus electricus (electric eel)
Lineage: Eukaryota; Metazoa; Chordata; Actinopteri; Gymnotiformes; Gymnotidae
Gene: abhd4
Product: abhydrolase domain containing 4, N-acyl phospholipase B
Biological process (GO): phosphatidic acid biosynthetic process; lipid homeostasis
Cellular component (GO): lipid droplet; mitochondrion
Molecular function (GO): lysophosphatidic acid acyltransferase activity; phosphatidylcholine lysophospholipase A1 activity
Source: RefSeq, a predicted model, not a curated record
ACCCGAGGAUUUCAGGUGUUCACAACUGGGAUUAAAAACGUGAGUCCAAGGUAACCUAUGUCGUGGUUGCCAGUUACUAACUAGCUAUUUUAGAUAGUUUUUGAGUGCCAAAAUGCAAGACGAGAAUGAAUUUGAGCAAAACUCUGGGAACAGGUCCUGGUGGCCUUCUUGGCGACCGACAUCUAUGUCUUUGUUGAAGAGUGCCGAGGCCAAGAUUCUUGCUUGUAUCCAGAAUGAAGUGUGUUCCCGUUUUGUCACAUUGCCAAAUCAAAACAGACUAUGGACUCUUACAGUGACCAACAGGACAGCACACAAAUCUUCCAGCCAAGUGGCCUCUUGCACCCCUCUUGUAAUGGUCCAUGGCUUCGGAGGAGGGGUUGGGCUGUGGGUCCAAAAUCUGGACGCUCUCAGUCGUUCGCGGCGAGUCUACGCCUUCGACCUACUGGGCUUCGGCCGUAGCUCCCGCCCUUCGUUCCCCACAGACCCCUCAUUGGCUGAGGAGCUGUUCGUCAGCUCCAUAGAGCAGUGGAGGCAGACCUUAGGUUUGGAGCGCAUGAUCUUAUUGGGCCAUAGCCUUGGAGGUUACCUGGCGGCGUCUUAUUCCAUUCAGCAUCCUGAGAGAGUUGCUCAUCUCAUUCUGGUGGAUCCCUGGGGUUUCCCAGAGAGACCCCAGCCUCAUACUGAAAGGUCCUUAAGUCAAGGUUUAGAGGCCAAGAGACCAGGACCACCACGCUGGGUGAAAGCAGUCGCAUCUAUCUUCAGCCUCUUCAAUCCACUGGCCAUCAUCCGAGCAGCAGGACCAUGGGGUCCGGGACUGGUGAACCGAUUCCGGCCUGACUUCAAGAGCAGGUUUGAGGACCUCUUUGAUGAUGACACGAUGACUGAGUAUCUGUACCACUGUAAUGCUCAAACACCCAGCGGUGAAGUGGGAUUCAGGGCCAUGUCUGAGUUUCUGGGCUGGGCUAAGAGACCAAUGGUGCAGAGGGUCAACCUGCUGGCCCCCUCCAUGCCUGUUACCAUGCUGUACGGAGCGCGUUCCUGGGUGGACAGCUCCACCGGCAAUCAUGUGGCUGCUCUCAGAGGCCACAGCCCCACCCGGGUGCUGCUGAUUGAUGAGGCCUCCCAUCAUGUGUAUGCUGACCAGCCUGAAGAAUUCAAUCAUGUGGUGGUGAACAUCUGUAAUACUGUGGACUGAAUGUUACCAAGGGUGGAAAACCAACAAUCAUGCGUGGGUGUGAUUGUGUGUGCUUUCUGCAUGUGUGAUGAAAGACUGAAGUAGCCAGUUAUAAUAAGCUCAGGUAUGUUAGUUUUAAUUGUAUGAUGCAAGAAUUGUAUGAUGUAAGGUCGAAGGUGGGCCUUGAAAUCCAAUUACUGACCACAUGACAAAUCUGUCAUUUUAGCUUUGUGAACUGUUAUGUGUUCUAAGGAGGUUUGUUUCUUCAUUUGUGUCAGUCAUACAGAUUCCUAAUCUUUUUUUUUUACUGAUUCAUUGCAUUACGUUUGGCAUCACUUUAAUUUGCAGCACUUGGAUACUGUCUACUGUUUAAUUAGUACAUUUUAUAAAACACUGACUCUUGCAGCAAGAUAAGUCUGUUCAGAAAGAUAUUUAAUAUAUUUGUUUAAAACCUAUUUAACUAGUGUGUAUUUAAGGGCAACUUAAAAUAACUAAUAAAAUUUCAUUAUAAUAUUUAAUUGUAUUUUAUAGAAGAAUAUCGUUUACAUAUCUUAAAAACACCUGUUGUGUUUUAUUUCUUUUUAUGACAUUAUUUUCAGAAUCCUCUAGAGGGUAA